AUGGCAUCCGGAUCUCCGACAAUGGCUGGCGGUCUUUUUUCCAUUGAUCGAGCGUAUUUCGAAAAACUGGGCAUCUACGAUCCAGGUUUCGAUAUUUGGGGAGGAGAAAGUCUCGAGCUGUCAUUCAAGAUUUGGAUGUGCGACGGAACCCUGGAAAUCGUUCCAUGUUCACAUGUUGGACAUAGCUUCCGAAAACGGUCGCCUUAUAAGUGGAGAACUGGAGUGAAUGUGCAGAAGAGGAAUUCAGUACGAUUAGCAGAACUGGACGAAUGCAAGCAGUAUUAUUAUGAACGGAUCAAUAACCAGUUGUCGCCGUGCGCGUGUCGAGUAUGGAAGAUUCAACGCCCAAAAGGAGAAAUUGGUGAUACAUCUGAACGUAAGAAAUUACGUGAACGUCUUGGUUGCAAGAAGUCAUUCAAAUGGUAUUUGGACAACAUACCCCCAGAGUUAUUUAUUCCUAGUGAAUCGAUUGCCAAAGGAGAGGUACGUCUUGAGCUACGAUUGACUUGUCCCACAUUUCCUAUUCUUUCUGUAUUUCCAUCAUUUUCGUUUCUCUUUCUUCUUUCUUUCUUCUCGAAUACGGCAUCGAAGGCAUUUCACUGA
Messenger RNA from Haemonchus placei, 603 nucleotides. Lineage: Eukaryota; Metazoa; Nematoda; Chromadorea; Rhabditida; Trichostrongylidae. The record is from the annotation of a GenBank genome assembly.